GGUGGGGUUAGUCUGUAAAUCGUUGCCGUAUGGCGACGAUAUGCAGUGGUGGAAAGUAUCAUGUAGUCAAAAAUGACACAAAAUGUUAAAUCGGAGAUUAAUGAAUUGUUUCCGUACGGCAAAACCGUGCAGUGAAGGGGGUUAAGAGACGUCCCUUUGGCUUUAUAUUCGGAAUCUGGUCCCCCCGUGGUAUCUGCUUUCAGCACAGAGUUGUGGAAUAAGAAUGUAGUCUAUAGGGGAGUGAAAAGUUGAAGUCCUUUAGAUACUCUUGAACGAGGAAAGACGAUGAAAAGACACUCCACUGAUGCAUAUACACCCAGUCCAAAUGUGUAUAAGAAAUGAGUACACACACACACACACACACACACAUAUCAUCAUCAUCUGCAUACUCCAUUCCUGCUCAACUUCUCCCUACUGAAAUCAUCCAUGGAGCUGAAAAUAGAAAGUAUGUGAAAGCACACAAAUGUAUUAGUGUUAACUCGGAGUGCGUGUGUGUGUGUGUGUGUGUGUGUGUGUGGACAUACAUUCUAACAAGAUGCAAUAUUUUUGCAGAUACAUAGCCUACAAUAUCUACAACAGCUUUUCCUGACCUCACACACACACACACACACACACACACACACACACACACACUUCAGUGUAAAUGGAGUGUAAAAAGAUCCUGAAAUAAAUCUGCCUGUAUAUGAGAAGCUGCAUCUUCUCCACCUCCUUCUCAUCAUUCCGCUCUUCCUUUUCCUCUUCCAUCAGACGCUCACCAGUUCUCCAGUGCUCCAUUCUCCACAGCUUCAUUAUGCACAAAUGGAUACUCACAAUCUGGAAUUUUUUUUUUUUUUUUUUAAAAACAACAACAACAACAAAAACAAUUAUUAUGAUUAUUUUUGAUCUUCCUCCUGCUUGCUGCUUAGACACUCAUCCUGUUCCUUCACACACUUCUUCCGUCUAGUGGAGUUCCUGCAUUAUCUCUACAUCUUUGUGCACAGGAUUAUGAAUAGUAUUAGUAUUAGACGCUAUCAUUUCUUGUGUAGCUCUUAAAUGAUUUUUAAUCACUAUAAUCCGGGGGGGUGGAGUGCGUGCAUGUCUGCAACUGACAUACGCAUCAAUAAUUUUACUUGCAAAAAAAUAAAAAUAAAUAAAAAAUAAAUAAAAUACAUGCGUCAUGCAUUUAUAUCGUGUCAGAUCGACACAGAGAUUUUUAUUUAUUAUUUUUUUUGCACCUCAAACCCAGACGUAUUUAAGGAUUAAAUAAAAAUUAUUUCCUUAAAACAACUUCUUACUUUAGGAAAGCGACCUACGGUUUUUGGACAACUUUUCUUUCUUUCUUUCUUUCUUUAUUUCUUUCUUUUUCUUUCUUUCUUUUUUUUUUUUUCUGCGACGCGACAUACAAAUAAAUCCUCCGUAUGAUUUAUUCCACAUGAAUAACUGUGAAGCUUCGCUUCGGGUUCAUUCUUGGAGGCGCAUUUUAUUCUAAGGGCCUUAACAUAAGAAAGAAAGCAAAGCAAAGCAAAACAAAACAAACAAACAAACAAAAAGAAACAAGGAGACAAAUUAUCUGUCGGUCCUUUGGCUGGUACGACUCUUUAUGAACUAUUGUUUGUGAGGGUGUGAUGAAGUCGGUUUAGGUCAUUUUAUUUUAUUUAUUUAUUUAUUUAUUUAUUUAUUUUUGGGGUGCGUAAAAUAGAAAAUUCCUUCUAAAAUCACUAUAAUAGCACCGUAAUAUCACUUACAUCACUAACACACUAAACGAUUUAUAAUCUAAGAGAUUAAGGUGCAAACUUCAAGUCCCAAGUUGUUUUGAAGCUGAAUUUAUGCUGAUAAAGAGAAGUCGGGCCGAUAAAGAAAAAAAAAAAAAAUAAUAAUAAAAAAAAAAUAUAUAUAUAUAUAUAUAUAUAUAUAUAUUUUUUUUUUAAAUGAAGAAAUGAUAAGCUAAUCUUUCAUUUAAAUAAUUGUUUAUCAUGUCAUAUUUUCUUUCCUAGUGAUAUAUUAAAUGCAAGCAAUUGAUACAUUAUAUAUUUAUACGCAUUCAUAUUUUUUUUACUGAUUUAAACGCAGUGAUGUUUAAUAGUAUGUGAGUAAGUACAAAGUGCUGGAUAGUGAGGAAGAGACAGUCGUGUGUGUGUGUGUGUGUGUGUAUGUGUGUGUGUGUGUCCACUGCUGGUUCCUCUGUCUUUGCUCCCCUAUAGCUGUGUGUAAAGUCACCACUAGUCGCCCCCAGUGCUCUUGCUCUCUCUCCAGUUUGUCUUUCCUUUCUUUUUCUUUUUUUUUCUUCCCUCCCUCCACCCCUCCACCAUCACUACCACCACCACCACCACCACCACAACCACCACUGUAUGCUGGACUUAAACGUCACGUCCGCACAUGAACUUGAAUUUUUAUCCCAUCGCAGGGAGCCACAGACACACAGAGCGGAGAGACAGAAAGAGAGGAGAGAGUGAGAGGAGAGGCGAGAGAGAAGAGAAGAGAAAGGACAGAGAGCUCCCGGACAAACAGGACGCGCAAGAGAAAGGCACGCGGGGAGGAAAAAAAAAAAAAAAAAGAGCGAGAGAGAGAGAGAAAAGAAAGCAGCUCGCAGGUGUCCUGGUGCAUUAUUAUUAUUAUUAUUAAAAAAAAAAACAGAAAGAAAGAAGAAGAUAAAUAAGAAGAGGAGAGAAGAGGAGGUGGAGGUGAAGCCUGAUGUGGCCGGAGCGCAUAGAGGAGCAGAGCGCAGGGAGCCGGAGGAGCGCGCAGUCGGAAACACCGCGCCAGCACUGAGCUCGCGCUCUGCCGCGGACACACACACACACACACACACACACACUCACACACACACACACACACACACACACACCACCGGGAUCAUCACAUGAUUACAUGAAUGCAUUAUUCUUUCUGACCAGCACGUGCAUGCAUGCUCCGGAGCAGCUGAGCUUCCUCGAGCUUCUUCGUCCUCAAAAUAAAAUAAAUACCAAUAAAAAAAAAAAGAUUUCAAAAGGAUAUUGGACAAACACAUCGCACUCUUCAUUCUUCUUCUUGUUCAUCGUCUUCACCCUCACCUCACCUGAGCGCGUAAGAGCCUGAAAGAGCCGUAACAGCGCGUGCUGGCCGGGCAGGUCAACAAACUCCAAAAGUUGCCCAAGAUUUAAAAAAAAAAAAAAAAAAAAAAAACAGAGAAGAAGAAGAAGAGGAAGACGCAUAAAGGGUCAAAAAGGACACGGAGAAAUCUGAGUACGCCGGGGAUGCCACUGUAGCUGCCAGUGUAGCUGCCAGUGUAGAUGCCAGUGUAGAUGCCAGGCAGGGCGAUGUCCCGUCGCAAGCAGGGAAACCCUCAGCAUCUAUCACAGAGGGAGAUUAUAAGCACUGAAGCUGAGCAUGUGGAUGCAGACCUGUCGCUGGCCGAACUCGCCGGCCACCACACCCCCAUGCUGCUGGAUCCCAACAUGGUCGCCCCUCUGCCCCAGGGUCUCGGAGACCACGAUCUCCUGACUUGUGGCCAGUGCCAGGAGACCUUCCCACUGGGCCACAUCCUGCUCUUCAUCGAGCACAAGAAGAAGCAGUGCCACGGCCCCGCCGGCACCCACGGCUGCUACGACAAAAUGGCGGACCGCAGCAGUCCCUCGCCGCCCCGCGCCGAGCUGAGGAAGGUGGAGGAACCGGUCGAAAUCGGAAUCCAGGUGACACCCGAGGAUGAAGACGAUAGACUGCUGACGCCUCCGAAAGGAAUUUGCCCUAAGCAAGAGAGCGGCCUGGCAGGUAGAGAUGAACCUUCGAGCUACAUAUGCACGUCAUGCAAGCAACCCUUCCCCAGCGCCUGGUUCCUCCUGCAGCAUGCCCAGAACACCCACGGGAUCCGCAUCUACCUGGAACCCAAUGGCUCCAACACGUCGCUCACUCCACGGAUCACUCUUCCUCCUCCUAUUGGUGCUGAGUCCAUACCCCAGUCCCCUCUGACCAACUUCUUAGGGGACAACAACCCCUUCCAUCUGCUCCGGAUGACUGGGCCACUGCUUCGAGAACCCACACCGGGCUUCGUUGAGAACCGUCUCCCAAACACCCCCCCCUUUGUUAGCCCCCCUCCACGCCACCACCUAGAUCCCCAUCGCCUGGAACGCCUUAGCGCCGAGGAAAUGGGUUUGAUUUCCCAGCAUCCCAGUGCCUUCGAGAGAGUGAUGCGCUUGACACCCAUGGCCAUGGAGACCCAGUCCAUGGAUUUCUCGCGCCGUCUGCGAGAGCUGGCAGGUAACAACAACUCCACCCCUCCGCUCUCACCCAGUCGUGCCAACCCUAUGCACCGCCUGCUCAAUCCCAACCCCUUCCAGCCUAACCGCAAGUCACCCUUCCUGAGCACCCCUCCACUGCCACCAAUGCCCCCAAACAGCACCACGCCACCUCAGACACAGGACAAGAGCAAAUCCUGCGAAUUCUGUGGGAAGACCUUCAAGUUCCAGAGCAACCUGAUAGUGCACCGGCGAAGCCACACAGGAGAGAAGCCUUACAAGUGUCAGCUGUGUGAUCACGCCUGUUCUCAGGCCAGCAAGCUGAAGCGCCACAUGAAGACCCACAUGCACAAACCCGGCUCAGUGACGGGUCGCUCAGACGAUGGUCUCUCUGCCACUAGUUCACCUGAGCCAGGCACUAGCGACGUCACAGGAGAUCCCAUGAAAAACAGGGAUGGUGACUUCCAAGGCGAGGGACUAGGGCCAGACAAUGAAGAAGAGGAGGAGGAUGAAGAAGAGGAGGAACUGGAGAACGAGAGUAGGCCCGAGUCAAACUUUAGUAUGGACUCGGAGUUCAGCCGUAACAGGGAGAAUGGCUCCAAACCUCCAAAUGAUGAGAAGAGCCUCUCCUUGGGUAAAAUGGUAGACAAUGUGGGGCUGAACUCUAUUCAGCAGUACAAUAACUUGAUUGUUGACAAUCGUAAAAGGCUUCCCUUUUCAAAGAGGGGCUCUGAUGGACAGAGAGACACAGGAGAUGAGGACUCGGUGGUGGAGGAAAUGGAUCAUGUGGAGCGGGCCACCGUGAACGGCAGGAACUGUGGCUCGGGUGAUUCUUUCUCAGGCCUGUUCCCUCGCAAGCCCACCCCUAUCACCAGUCCCAGCCUCUCCAACUCCUCCAAAAGGAUCAAAAUAGAGAAAGACUUGGACAUGCCCCCAGCGUCUCUAAUCCCCUCUGAGAACGUCUACUCCCAGUGGCUGGUGGGUUAUGCAGCGUCACGGCACUUCAUCAAAGACCCCUUUCUCGGCUUCACCGAUUCCAGACAAUCGCCUUUCGCCACCUCCUCCGAGCACUCGUCAGAAAACGGCAGCCUGCGGUUCUCCACACCUCCUGGGGACCUGCUGGACGGGGGCCUUUCUGGACGCAGUGGCACUGCCAGCGGUGGCAGCACGCCUCAUCUGUCCGGGGGCCCGGGACCAGGACGUCCUAGCUCUAAAGAGAGCCGGCGCAGCGACACGUGUGAGUUCUGUGGCAAGGUUUUCAAGAACUGCAGCAACUUGACGGUGCACCGGCGCAGCCACACGGGUGAGAGGCCCUACAAGUGCGAGCUGUGCAACUACGCCUGCGCGCAGAGCAGCAAGCUCACCCGCCACAUGAAGACGCAUGGGCAGCUCGGUAAGGAAGUGUACCGCUGUGACAUUUGCCAAAUGCCCUUUAGCGUCUACAGCACGCUAGAGAAACACAUGAAAAAGUGGCAUGGCGAACAUUUGAUGACGAACGAGGUCAAAAUUGAACAAGCUGAGAGAAGCUAAGCCAGAUUUCCCAUUUGCCUCACAAUUCCUUGAAUAUUAAAAAGAGGGUAGCUGGAUAUUCUGUUUGUUUUCCUUUUCAAAUAAUAAUAAUAAUAAUAAUAAUAAUAAUAAUAAUAAUUUCAAUUAGAUUUGCCUAAGAAACUGCCAUCUGAGAAAAAAUGACAGAAGCUAAGGGAAAUUGGAGCGGGUCUAAACUGCCUAAUUUGGCAUUUUUUUUUUCCAGUCUGUCAGUCUAACAAUGGACGAAUUAGAUGAUGUUUAAAUGGAGCCUUUAACUGUGCAAUAAUUUCUGUAUUUAUUGGAUUUCGUAAUGUUUUGGCAUGUGCAGGUGCAUUUUUCUUUUUUUUUUUUUUUUUUUUUUUUUGUUCAUUGUCUUACUUUUAAAUUCAAAUGCUGUGAUUUUUUUUUGUUGUUGUUGUUGUUAUUGUUGUUGUUUUUUAAACCCAGACAAAAACAAAAACCUGAGAUUGAAUUUUUAUCCACGACAGAGUACAAAUUUGAGAGAUCUUUAGGCCGCUGCUCAUGAAAUUGUAUAUUUAAGCUACAUGUAAUUUCUUGAAGAGAAGCCGGGUUCGAUCUUCGAUUUUUUUUUUUUUUUGAAAGAAACUGAGAAAGCUAUCUUUGUGUUUGUUUUGUUUUGUUUUGUUUUGUUUUGUUCGUUGGUUUGAUUAGUCAUAUUAGGAUAUAAGCGGACAACAAUCCUUAGACUUUGUAGCGUGAACGCAUUCCAGACGUGUCAAUCUAAUAGGAAAUGUAGCACUGAAUGUCGGACGUGACGGUAAAUCUGGAGGAUCGCGGAGCUCGGGUUCUACGUAACGCAGAGAGAGAAGGUAGUUCCGGUACUAAGUACCGAUCCAGACGACACCAAUCAAGCAAAAAAUUUUGCUUCAGUUCUUGCUCAGAUGCUAACAGGUGUACGACCUCAAUUAACGAGAACAGUUUUUUCCCCACCUCUUUUCGAACGCCGACUCUUUGGUUGUUUGGACGUUUCGUUGCGUCGUUUGCGCUUACAUUUCUUGAGCAGGACGGCUAGCGCGAACUCCGACUAUCAACAUGACUACCUACCUAGCUAUGAUUAGCGCCACGUUUUUACAUAAACGCGGCUAAUUAUAACCACGCUGACAUUCCACAGACAGCCAUACGGUCUUACAUGGGUUGAUAUCGAAGAUUAUGCAGGAGAAAUACUAGUUAUUAUUAUUAUCUUAGCUAGCAGUUCUGAUUCGAAUGAUCUGAUGUACAUUGAUGAACGUUCGGGCGAAACGCCGAACCGAUUUAGCCAGAUUAGCGGAAAGCUUUCAGUCAUACACUCAUUAAUCAUAUGUCAAAGUGCAUUUGUAUGUAUAUACCAAUCAUUUUGAGAAUUAAAUUUAUAAUGUACUGUAAAGGUGAAUACAGACACAAGUCGUAUGCACGGAAAAAAAACACAAAAAACAAAAUAUGUUUUAAUCUGUUUAAGCGAAAACAGUAAGACUUUCUUUUUCUUUCUCUCUUCUCAUUCAGGACUUCCUGUGAUGUGUAGUUGAAGUAGCAACACGCAUAAAGAAUGCGCAGCUGAUUUUUUUUUUUUUUUUUUUUUAAAGCUCCCCUUUCCUUCCCUCCUCCGCCCACCCCCCCACCCCUUUUU
Ictalurus furcatus (blue catfish) is the source of this 7344-nucleotide messenger RNA. RefSeq names its product BCL11 transcription factor B a (gene bcl11ba). Gene Ontology annotation, biological process: positive regulation of transcription by RNA polymerase II. Lineage: Eukaryota; Metazoa; Chordata; Actinopteri; Siluriformes; Ictaluridae. The record is from RefSeq and is a predicted model, not a curated record. Gene Ontology annotation, molecular function: RNA polymerase II cis-regulatory region sequence-specific DNA binding; DNA-binding transcription factor activity. The transcript has 3 exons. The coding region runs from base 3261 to 5720 and encodes 819 amino acids. Gene Ontology annotation, cellular component: nucleus.